Molecule: messenger RNA, 2371 nt
Organism: Trifolium pratense (red clover)
Lineage: Eukaryota; Viridiplantae; Streptophyta; Magnoliopsida; Fabales; Fabaceae
Product: CBL-interacting protein kinase 2-like
Exons: 3
Coding region: 769-2151 (460 amino acids)
Biological process (GO): signal transduction; protein phosphorylation
Molecular function (GO): ATP binding; protein kinase activity
Source: RefSeq, a predicted model, not a curated record
UCUCAUAACAACUUUAAAACGACAAAACACUUUCUCUCAUUUCUUGCGUUUUGUUUUCUCUUCUUCUUCUUUUUCUUGCAGCCACAAUUCAAUCAAACCCUUCAUCAGUUACAUUGAGACAAUUCACACCCUAAUCACUUCUCAGAUCUUUACUCUAUAUGCCUCCCCUGCACAAGACGUACCGAGGUAAACUAUAAAAAAUACAAGAGAGUCAGGGAUAUACAAUCAAAGUAAAAUCAUACAAGGCCCAAGCACAACAGUGGACUAGACCACCAGCUAUGGUAGUUUAAAGCUAACGUGAUGUUCGUCGUCUUCAACCACCUAAAAGAGAAAAGCUUGAUCUUGUCCAAUAAAAUAUGAGGUGUGUAUUUCAUCACAUGCUUUGUUUUUGAGAAAUUGAAAGUUAACCAGGGCUGCUUUAUUCAUUCCUCGACUAUUCUCCAAGUUUCGUAAGAAGUUCAUCUACUUCAGUAUUUUUCUCUAGUGUCAUUACCAAAACCAGGGGAUGCUGAAAGAUGUGGUUCAAAGCAAAGAGUUCCUUGUAUGAAAUUAAUGAGGUUGUACCUCCAUCCGAGCAUACCUUUUUAAUACUUGAUGAGAUCGGAUAUUUAGUUUCCCGUCAAUAUCUAUUUUGUACUCAUGUGGCUGAGUUAGCUGGAAAUCUCGGUAGUUGUAUAACGUCGAAACCUGAUGUUUGUGAAGAUGGUUGAGCUUUGAGGACUAUAUAAUCGAUAGUAGUAUUGGUUGUACGCAAAAAGUGUUACCGAAAUGGAAAAGAAGGGAAGUGUGUUAAUGCAAAGAUAUGAGCUGGGGAGAUUAUUAGGCCAAGGAACGUUUGCGAAGGUCUACCAUGCUAGGAACCUUGUAACUGGCAUGAAUGUGGCCAUUAAGGUAGUUGAUAAAGAAAAGGUUUUGAAAGUCGGGAUGGUUGAACAGAUUAAGCGUGAAAUUUCAGUGAUGAGAUUAGUAAGACACCCGAAUGUGGUCGAGCUUUAUGAGGUAAUGGCGACUAAGACCAAAAUUUUCAUUGUCAUGGAGUAUGCAAAAGGUGGUGAGCUCUUCAACAAGAUAGCGAAAGGAAAGCUCAAGGUCGAUGUUGCUAGGAGAUAUUUUCAGCAGCUGAUUAGUGCAGUUGACUUCUGCCACAGCAGGGGUGUGUUUCAUCGAGAUUUGAAACCCGAAAAUCUACUAUUGGAUGAAAAUGAUAAUUUGAAGGUUUCGGAUUUUGGUUUGAGUACCUUUUCUGAAUCUAAGUGCCAGGAUGGAUUACUUCACACUACAUGUGGUACACCUGCGUAUGUUGCUCCUGAAGUGAUAAACCGAAAGGGCUAUGAGGGAUGCAAAGCUGAUAUUUGGUCGUGCGGCGUAAUCUUGUUUGUUCUAUUGGCUGGUUAUCUUCCAUUCCAUGAUCAAAAUCUGAUGGAGAUGUACAGGCAAAUCGGUAAAGGAGAAGUCAAAUUUCCUAAAUGGUUUGGACUAGAGGUUCGCCGGUUGUUGUCCAAAAUAUUGGAUCCAAAUCUGAAGACUCGCAUAUCAAUGGCCAAGAUCAUGGAAAAUUCUUGGUUUAAAAGGGGGUUAGAGAAGCCGAUUGUUAUCGAUAUCGAAAAAAAUGACCUAGCUUCUCUGCACGCUGAUGGACUGUUCGAAGUGUCCGAGAACGGAAGUGAUUCUAAUACGGAGUCAAAACAACAGCAAGCCAAACCCUGUAACAACUUAAACGCCUUUGAUAUCAUCUCCUUCUCGUCUGGUUUUGAUUUAUCCAGCUUGUUCGAAGACACAAUUCAAAAGAAAGAGAUGCGGUUUACAUCUUACAAGCCGGCUUCGAUUAUAAUCUCCAAGUUCGAAGAAAUUUGCAAGUGUCUUCGCUUGAAAAUUACGAAAAAAGAUGGAGGUUUAUUGAAGCUGGAAAGUUCAAAGGAAAGAAGGAAAGGGACUCUGAAUAUUGAUGCCGAGAUUUUCGAGAUUACACCUCUCUUCCAUCUUGUGGAACUUAAGAAGUCCGAUGGCGAUACAGUGGAGUAUCAGAAGCUUUUGCAUCAGGAAAUUAGACCAGCACUUAAGGACAUUGUGUGGAAUUGGCAAGGAGAACAACCUCAUGAACUCCAACAUGAAGCAGUGCUGGAGGAGCAAGCAACAACCAUCUCUUACUGAUCAAAUUUGAGGAUGUUUUGUAGUGAAUUGCAGAAUCAAUGUUGUUUCACUAGGUUGUUGUAUGUUUUGUGAUACUUUUUUAUGAUUUUGGUCAAGUUCUAAAUUUAACAGUACUAUAAGCUUCUUAGUUUAGACUUUGUCAUGUGUUGUUUCUGAAGACAUACUUACAAAGACUUGUAUGGCUAAAGUUAGAAUUGAACCAGUUGGGUCUUUUCUUCCA